Musa acuminata AAA Group (dessert banana) is the source of this 2300-nucleotide messenger RNA. RefSeq lists its product as uncharacterized. Bases 1638 to 2147 code for a protein of 169 amino acids. The record is from RefSeq and is a predicted model, not a curated record. Gene Ontology annotation, biological process: maintenance of meiotic sister chromatid cohesion; meiotic sister chromatid segregation. The transcript is spliced from 7 exons. Gene Ontology annotation, cellular component: chromosome, centromeric region. Lineage: Eukaryota; Viridiplantae; Streptophyta; Magnoliopsida; Zingiberales; Musaceae.
AGUUGGCGAUGAGGUUGUCUCUUCGGAGACAUCCGAUAAAAUUGGAACGAUACAGAGAAGAUUAGCAUGGCCCCUGCGCAAGGAUGACACGCACAAAUCGAGAAAUGGUCCAAAUUUUUUUUCGCUCUCGGCAUUCUUUCCUUGUUCGAUCGCGAUCGGGCUGCUCUUCUUAUGCUCUUUUGUUCUUUCUUGCUUCGUGUUCUUCUGCUCUCUCUGUCCCAAAAUCUUCAUCUUUUUCUCGUUCUUUUCCUUGUUAUUUCCUUGAUCAAGGCACAGGGAGGAAGAAAGCUGCUUCUUCGGAGUGCGGUCGUGUUCCUUGUCCUCGUUGGUCAGUCCAUGGACGCUGGUCCUCUUCCUCGCUCGCUGAUCCACACCAAUGCGGACGCCUCCGUAGAAUCAAAUCGCAUGAUGUGCUGCCCUUGGUCCGAAGCGCCGCUGCGAGGAAAAAGAUUGUCCGACAUCACCAACACGGUGAGUUCGGGGACGGCCGGAAUGAUGCGUGCCGAUGUCGAUCAAGGUAACUCGAAUGUGAUUUCUUGCCCGAUCUCCAAAGAUUGCAUCGUCCAGCACAUGAAGGUACCUUUGGAGAUUUUCUUUUUGGUCUCCCUUUUUCAUCUUUCUUUCAUUCUUCAUCUGCAUUUAGUGUUUGUUUCUAAAAAAGAUGUUUGAAAAUGCUUUUUUCUUUACAUGAUCAAUAUGAAUUCCAGGAAAAUACUGCCUUGUUGAAGCUUCUUGCAGAAAAGAAGUAUGUAAAUUGUAAAACACAAAUUACUUCUUGACUGAAAAAUAGUCCGUCGAAAUUCUUGGACCAGCUAUCGAUUGAUAUGGUUUGAUCUGUUGUUCGUUUUGGCAGCAAAAUCAUAGAACUGAGUAGCACUGAGUUGCAAAAACUCCAAUUUGAAUUGCAGAAAACCAGUCAACAAAACUGGCAAUUGGCCCGGGCUAACUCACACAUGCUAGGGGUUGAUUCCUUGUCCAUUUUCUUUAUUGUUUCAGUUUGCAAAAAAGAUGCAUUCUUUAUCUGUUUCGUCUUUUGAUUCGCAGGAGCUCAACUUAGGGAAAGAUAGAGUAUGUUUUCUUGCCUUAUGGUUUGGCUCAUUGUGAUUUUCGUUUGCUAUAAUAGGCGAUUUAAUUUGAUUUACUUUGUGUCAAUCGAUUGAAGUUGCAUGUCAAGUUAUUUUGAUUGAUAAUAUUUAUUUGUUUAUUUCAUGUUGCAGCUAAAAGUAUUAACAACAUGAGCUUGGUUGUACCUUAUCAAUCCUUAAACUAAAGACUUCAGAAUUAGAGGUAAGGGGGAUUAUUAUAGUUUCAUAAUUUGUUUUCUCCUCUCUUAAUCUCUAUGGUGAUAUAUAUUUUUUCUUUACUCUAACUUAGGAGAAAGAAAAAUCGAUCAAAGAUCUCCUUAACAAAAUUGGCUCAGAGGUAUCCAAUGGCUUGUUUUGUUUACAUUCAGGCUGCCCUUUUUUUGCUCAUACUUUUAUUUUUCUUUCUACAAAUUGCAAAAGGUAGGAACCACCAAGUGUGAGGAGGUUGAAGCAAAUGCAACUCAACUUGCUAAUGACAAGAAAAUCUGCAAUCCCAAUAAGAAGCGCAAGUUAAAACCACAGUCUUUAGGCCCUAUCGCUUUGGUUCAUCAAAUGGCAUCAGAGGGAAAGGUUGAUGGUAGAAGAAGGAGGUCCUUACGAACAAAAUCCAGUGGCUUGAAGUCUGAAUCAUGUGAAUUUGUGAAUGACUUGCUCAAAAGAGAUGAUGGCGGAUCUCCAGUGACCCAUCAAGUGGGCCUAGAGGAAAAGGUCGUGGGAAGAAGAACUUCCUUCCGAACAAGAUCCUGUAGUUUGAAAUCUGAAUCACAUGAAUCUAUGGAGUUGCACAAGAUUGAUGAUGCCAUACUUCCAGUGACUUGUCAGGUGCCAUCAGAGGAAAAGAUUGAUGGAAGAAGCAGAAAAUCCUUGCGGAGGAGAUCCGGUUAUUUAAAGUCUGAAUCAUGUGAGCCUACUGAGAACUCAGUCAAGAUGGAGGAUGCCAAGUUUUUAGUUUAUACGAUCAAAAAUGAACGAAACUCGGGAAUCGGGAGUGCCAAAGAAGAUCCUCUGUUGGAAGGCCAUUGUGGAAGGCGGCUGAGAAGGUCGGUUCUUGCAAAGAAAUGAAUCUGAAAGUAAAAAUGUGAAGAUCAUAGUACGAUUCUGGGUUAUCUGCUUACAUCACUAAAAUUUCAGAUGGUGCUAGCUGAGAGCUGCUGAUAUUCUUGGAUCCACUUAAUAUAUCUGCUAGAUGAGAGCUGGACAUGCCAAUGUUUUCUA